This is a messenger RNA of Harpegnathos saltator (Jerdon's jumping ant), 1248 nucleotides long. RefSeq names its product sulfotransferase 4A1. The coding region runs from base 82 to 1056 and encodes 324 amino acids. The transcript has 6 exons. Gene Ontology annotation, molecular function: sulfotransferase activity. The record is from RefSeq and is a predicted model, not a curated record. NCBI's taxonomy places the organism in Eukaryota, Metazoa, Arthropoda, Insecta, Hymenoptera, Formicidae.
AUGCAAUGAGAGAUAAGACUUUUAUACAUUUGCACAAUUCAAGAAACGUUGUACAUACGAGGUUUUACUGCCAACGGAGACAUGUCUUCCAAUAAUCUAAAAAUCAAAGUAUUCAGUGAUGAGAAGACAACCGAAGUAUUAAAAUAUUAUCCACUUUAUACGCGCGGUUUAGUUGCAGUAGGCGAGAAAGAAUGGUGUUUUCCGUACAACUUCACCACAUUCGGAGAAGAAUUAUAUAACUUUGAUCCUCGUCCGGACGAUACCUGGAUCGUUACUUAUCCUAGAUCAGGUACGACGCUGACACAGGAACUCGUCUGGUUGGUGGCAAACAACAUGAACUUCGAUGAAGCGGGUCGUAAAUCUCUACCGGACAGAUUUCCCUUUAUAGAAAUCUUGGCGAUAAUAGAAAAUAAAGAGGAUGCAAGGAAGAUCAUCAACAAUGAAAAGCGAGCGGAGAAUAGCAUAAACUUCGUACGAGAACAACUCUCUCCACGUUUUAUAAAGACUCACUUGGCGCUCGAACUAUUGCCUAAGAUUGUGAACAGCGAUUGCAAGAUUAUUUACGUUGCGCGAAAUCCCAAAGACGUAGUUGUCUCAUGGUAUUAUUUCCAAAAGGCGAACGAAGCGACCAAAUUCAAAGGCAAUUUUGAGCAAUUCUGCGAUUUCUUCAUGAACAAUCGCAUGUUAUACAGUCCUUAUUGGGAACAUGUGAAGGAAGGUUGGGCGAAAAGACACAGACCAAACACAUUGUUUAUCUUCUAUGAAGAUUUGAUAAAGGAUUUACCUGGAAGCAUUAGAAAAAUCGCUGCAUUCUAUGGAAAAAGUUAUGGCGAUGAACAAAUCGCCAAGUUGGUAGAUCACCUCAACAUAAAUAAGUUCCGCGAAAAUAAAAUGGUGAACACCCUUCAACGUGGUAUAAGUGCAAAGCCCCAUGCGUUUAUUCGGCGAGGUAUAGUAGGCGGUUGGAAAGACGACUUUACGCCAGAAAUUGAAACAAGAUUCAACAAAUGGAUCGUGGACAACAUGAAGGAUAUAGAUCUGGUGUUUCCCUGUUAGACCUAGCGGAAGAUUGAACUAUUGCAGAGUCUGCAAUAUGUAAUAACAGAAUUAUAUGAACGAUUAAAAUUAGUUAAUAAUAGUAGAAAAAUAACUUGAAAACUGGGCAAUUUGAUUUCCAACCUCUUCAUUUAACACACAAAUCUCCCUUUUAUUUAACAAUUUAAUAUAUUUACAAAAUACAUAGAGACA